Molecule: messenger RNA, 4996 nt
Organism: Echinops telfairi (small Madagascar hedgehog)
Lineage: Eukaryota; Metazoa; Chordata; Mammalia; Afrosoricida; Tenrecidae
Gene: CEP135
Product: centrosomal protein 135
Exons: 26
Coding region: 83-3505 (1140 amino acids)
Source: RefSeq, a predicted model, not a curated record
GGCCACGGGUUUAGUUUGUUGGUGAUACGGGAAAGGGGGACUUUAGUUCUUGAAAGUGAAUCAGACUGCCUUGGAAGACAAGAUGACUACCGCUGCAGAGAGGAAAUAUGUGAACAUUAGGAAGAGAUUGGAUCAGUUGGGCUAUCGCCAGACUCUGACCGUGGAAUGCUUACCUUUGGUAGAAAAACUUUUCAGUGACCUGGUUCAUACCACAGAGAGCCUUCGGAAAUCAAAAUUAUCUGCUGUGAAAGCUGAGAAAGAAAGUGCCAAUUUUGAUUUUAUCUUGGAACCUUACAAAGUUGAAAAUUCGAAAUUGUGCAGGGAGAACAAUGACUUAUACCUGGAAUUAAUGAAACUGAGGGAGCAGUCAGACCAGCAAAUUAAAGAGUUGAAAACUGCACUGAAGAAGAGUACCCGAGAAACAGAUGAUCUGAAAUUUCUAAACAACCAAUAUGUCCACAAACUCAAGCUUUCGGAGAAAGAGAGCAAGGCUAAGAAUGAGAAAAUACAGCUGCUUCAAGAAAAGAAUUUGCAAGCAGUAGUACAAACUCCAGGUGGCAAGAAAAGAAGCAUUGCCUUCAGGCGCCAGCGUAUGCAAAUCGAUGAACCGGUUCCUCCCUCUGAAGUCACAUCAUACCCAGUCCCUCAGCCAGAUGACCCUUAUAUUGCAGACCUCCUGCAGGUGGCUGAUAACAGGAUUCAAGAACUUCAACAGGAAGUCUGUCAGUUACAAGAAAAGUUAGCAGCCAUGGAAAAUGGAGUGAGAGACUAUAACAAGCAGAUUGAGCUGAGAGAACAAGAGAUCGAACGACUGUCAAUGGCUUUGGAUGGCGGCCGCUGCCCUGAUGUCCUCACUCUGGAGAGUAGAAAUAAAACCAACGAGAAGCUUAUUGCUCAUUUAAAUGUUCAGGUCGACUUCCUUCAGCAAGCUAACAAAGACCUGGAGAAGCACAUACAGGAGCUUAUGGAAACUAAGGAAACGGUCGCUACUGAAGUGGUUCAUUUAAGUAACAAAAAUGAAGAACUCUGCCAAGAAUUAACCGAAAUAGACCAGCUAGCACAGCAGUUGGAAAGACACAAAGAAGAAGUGCUUGAGACGGCGGAUAAAGAAAUUGGGGAAGCCAAGAAAGAGAUUAAAAGAAAACUCUGUGAAAUGCGAGACCUUGAAGAGGCAAUGUCAAAACUUCAACUGGAAUUAGACUUAUGCCAUAAAGAGAAGGAGAGGCUGAAUGAAGAACUCCUCAUGAAAGCAGAUCUUGAAACUGUCGUUUGCCAGCUUGAACAAGAAAAUCAAAGACUUGCCAAAAAAGUUGAAAGUUUUGCAGAUAUAGAAAGAGAUCUUACUUUGGAAGUUGAGAGGAUGCGUCUAGAGCAUGGAAUAAAACGCCGAGACCGGUCGCCUUCUCGUCUAGAUACGUUUCUGAAAGGCUUAGAAGAAGAACGAGAUUAUUAUAAGAAAGAGCUAGAAAGACUCCAACAUAUUGUACGGCGAAAAUCUAGCUCUACAAAUUACUUUUCACGUGAAAAACUUCAAAUUUUAAAAACACAAGAGAAGGGUGAUUACAACUCAGAAAUUUGUAUGAUCACAAGAGAAAGAGAUGAACUUCACUACAUGCUAGAAAGAUUUGAAAAACACAUGGAGGAAAUACAGUGCAACGUUAAAUUAUUGACAGCUGAGCGAGAUAAACUAAGCGUGUUAUACAAUCAGACUCAGGAAGAACUAUGCGUGCUGAGACAGGAAUCCGCCCGGCCCACAGUCUCCCCUAAUCUCCUGAGCCUUAUGGAGCAUGAAAAAGAACAUGCGCUAGCUGAUUUAAGAAGAAUUGUGGUAGAAAAGGAAGCUUUAAGAGAAAAGUUAAAUAAGUUCCAGGAAAAGAGUCUUCUGGGGAAAUCAGAGUUAGAGCAUGCUAUUGAACAUUUGAAAUGUGUUAAUCAUCAGCUUGAAAAUGAAAACUGUGACUUAAAGUCUAAAAUACUAACAAUGAACGAAACAAUAGAGGCACUAGAGAACAAAUUAAAAUUCCAAACUCAGAAACUUGACCAUGCUGCUGAUGACUCAUGUCACCAGAAAACAGAGAUGAACUCACUGAGGAUGGUCACUGAACAGCUGCAGCGGUCACUUGAUGAUUGCCAACAACGACUUAUCAUGAAGAGAGGUGAACUGGAGGCAGCCCAAUUAGAAAUUGCAGCGCUAGAAGAUAAGAUAGAUAAACUAAAUCUUAGAGUGACUUCACAGGACCAGGAAAUAAAUGCAAUGAAAAAGACCAUUGGUGCUAUUGAUAAAGAAAAGGACCUUCUGCAGGAGACUGUAGAUGAGAAGACAGAGAAGAUUGCAAACUUGGAAGAAAACUUAGCUAAUAAAGAAAAAACUAUUGCGCAUAUGAAGGUAACAAUGGCAGAGUAUGACUCAUCCAUGAAGCACCUAAAGGAAACAUUAACUAAUCGAGACCGGGAGAUUGGCAGUCUCCGGCGCCAACUUGAUGCAGCCCACAAAGAACUUGAAGACGUGGGACAUGCUAGAGACGUAGCUGUGAAGGAAAACAGGAGAUUGCAGGAUGAUCUGGCUACCAUGGCAAGAGAAAAUCAGGAAAUCUCACUAGAAUUGGAAGCAGCGGUGCAAGAAAAAGAAGACAUGAAGAGUCGAGUUCACAAUUACAUAACUGAGGUGUCCCGGUGGGAGAGCUUAAUGGCUGCUAAGGAACAAGAAAAUCAAGAUUUGUUGGGGAGAUUUCAGAUGCUUCAUAACCGUGCUGAAGACUGGGAGGUAAAAGCCCAUCAAGCUGAGGGAGAAAACAGCUCAGUUCGCCUCGAACUUCUUUCAAUUGACACAGAGAGGAGACACCUCAGAGAGAGAGUGGACCUGCUAGAAAAGGAAAUUCAGGAGCACAUAAGUGCGCAUCAUGCCUAUGAAUCGCAGAUCUCGUCAAUGGCAAAAGGCAUGUCUAGAUUGGAAGAGGACCUUAGAAACCAAGAAGAGGAGAAGGCGGUAGCAUUAAACGAUUUAGCAUCUCUCAGAGAACUUUGCAUUAAACUGGAUUCAGGCAAGGAUAUUAUGACCCAACAAUUGAAUUCCAAAAACCUUGAGUUUGAAAGGCUUGUAGUGGAAUUAGAAAAUGCAAAAUCAGAAGCAGACCUAUUUAAAAAGCAAUUAACAAGCGAGAGACAUACCAUUAAAAACCUGGAAUCUUUAUUGGCCACAAACAGAGACAAAGAAUUCCAUUCUCAUCUGUGCUCCCAUGAGAAGGACACGGAAAUUCAGUUACUCAAGGAGAAGUUAACCCUUUCAGAAAGCAAAUUGAAUUGCCAAAGCCGGGAAAACAGCAUGCUUCGGACUAAGUUGGCCCAGUUACACAUGGAUUACGAUUCUAUAAAAAGACAGAUUUCAACAGAAAGAUAUGAGCGAGAACGAGCAAUCCAAGAGAUGCGUCGACAUGGUCUUCCUACACCACCCCUUAGUUCUACUCUGAGGUCUCCUUCAUGUUCUCCUGAACUUACAGACUUAUAAUUAACAGAAAGUCACCAGCCUCCCUUUCCAGAGUAACUGCGGUCAGGAAGCUGGCUCUGGAUUUUUUAAAGGACAGAACAGUAAUGGAAAGGUUUGAAGUACUUGUUCCUGAAAAUCAUGAACAUUGGCAAAAAUUCUACCUCUGUCAACUUUCUUAAAUCAGUGAAUAUUUAUGUAAAAAAAAAAGAAAGAAAGUUUGGUUGGAAAGAACUUAAUAUCCAUGUGUAUAUUUUCAUGUUCAUUCUAGUACAAAAUAUGUGUUAAUAGUGAUACUUGAUGUGAUAUAUAUAUAUUUAUUCCUGACAUAAAUUACUCCAAGUGUGUUUAUACUGUGAAUUAAUAUAAUGUAUUAUUCCUAUUAUGCUUUAAUAACUUGUUUCUUAAUGAGCCAUGAUAUAUGUAUAAAAUAUUUUCACAAUUCUUUAUAAAGUGCGUUGGUUGUCAUGACUGUUUAUAACCCAUGUCUUCAGCACGUUCCUGGAGCAUCAUCAUCUUUGAUGCUCAUCCAUCAUGCUUAACUUUUUAUUUUAAGGUUUACUGUCUGUCAUGGGGGGGAGGGGGGAUAUAUUCGGGCUUCGUCUUAUAAUAAGAGUGGCAAACGCCUUGGAGAAUAGUGAUUACCACGUACAAUUGAUGACUGUGAUGGGAAAGGUACACUUAUGUCCUGUAUACAGUUGUUUUGACUGUCCCAUAGAGAGGAUCCUUCACGUAAUACACAUUCUAUUAAAGUCAAGCUAGAAACUCUAUUCAGAGUUUUUUAGAGCAACAGAACAGAAUUUGGUAGUAUUUUCCCAGUAAAUAAAAUUCUCCAGUGUAUUAAUCUAAAAUUUCAGAAUUAAAUGUAUGUAGGGUAGGUAAAAUAUUUUGUUAAAAGUCAUUCAAUAAUAUACAAUAAUAACUUUUUCCUUCUGAACCUAUACACUGUAAUUUAUCAUUCAUCCAGAAUCAUAUAUAAAUGCUGGAUGUUGGCAUAGAAAUAGAAAACACCUUUUAACAAUUAACUCACAAAGUUGUGAUUUUCAAUAAUUUAUAAGUGUGUGUGUAUACACAUACACUAAUGAAAGAAGUGCUAAGUAGAAUAUCAAAUUCUGAAAUAAUUUCAUUGUUUCUGAGCCAUACACAUUCCAUACACAUUUGAAGGAAAUCCUGUCCUUAAAAAAUUUCUUUAUGAAAAACUAACAUUGGAAUGUGGAAAAGUCAAAAUAAUUAUUUUGAUACAUUUUGUUGCCUCCUGUGUUUUAAUGAAGUGUGUGUGUGUGUGUGUGUGUACUCUCCCUAAAGCCGCUGUGCUUUGUAUGUUUGUAUUUGGCUUUUGCAGUAAGUCAGAGUGAAAACUGGGUGUCGUGUGGCUUUUCUGUUACCUUGUCAUUUGAUGUACCCCAUCUCCUUGGUGUGAAUUCAUGUGUUAUAGCAAAAUAUAAGAUAUGAUUGUUUGCAGUGUCACAUGGAAAAUCUUUAGUAAAUAUGUAAAUAAAAAUAAUUAUCUGUUCC